Molecule: messenger RNA, 1041 nt
Organism: Sardina pilchardus (European sardine)
Lineage: Eukaryota; Metazoa; Chordata; Actinopteri; Clupeiformes; Clupeidae
Gene: pxmp2
Product: peroxisomal membrane protein 2
Exons: 5
Coding region: 143-727 (194 amino acids)
Cellular component (GO): membrane; cytoplasm
Source: RefSeq, a predicted model, not a curated record
GCAAGUCUUUGUGGGCUAUGCACCCUGCCAAUCGAAGGCUGCAGCUUUGCUGAAGUUCGGUGCAGUGGGAACUUUCAGUGUCUCUAACAGCUAUUGGUUUGUGCAUGAAACCCACUUCAAUCACACAGGGGAAUUGUUGAAGAUGUCUACUCAAAGUUUGCCAGUUGCCAGAACAGCUUUUCCUACAAGGCUGUUGCAGCAGUACACACAUUUACUGAGGAUUUACCCAGUCAUCACGAAGUCUGUGACGAGUGGCAUAUUGUCAGCCUUUGGCAACCUAUUGUCGCAAGGCCUGGAGGCAAGAAAAAAGACCAAAGAAGGUGUUCCAGUCAGGGCCUUAAAUCUUGGUGGACUAUUCCAUUAUGCUCUUUAUGGAUUGUGUGUGACUGGUCCUGUGAGCCACUACUAUUACCAGCUGGUAGAGUUACUGUUGCCUGCCUCUGUGCCAUUCAGCAUGAUUAAGAGACUCCUAUUGGACCGCCUCAUCUUCGCUCCAGCUUUCCUGUUGCUUUUCUUCUCUGUAAUGACAAUUUUGGAGCGCAAGACAAGGCAGGACCUGAAGGAUAAAAUGACAAGGACUUAUUGGCCUGCACUGAAGAUGAACUGGUGGAUAUGGACUCCAUUCCAGUUUCUUAACAUCAACUUUGUCCCUGUGCAGUUUCGAGUACUCUUUGCCAAUAUGGUAGCAUUUUUUUGGUAUGCAUAUUUGGCAUCUGUCCGAAAGUGAGAGUCACAACUGAUACUUCCUUCACCUAACGCCACUCUGCCCUUGGAACUGCUUCUUCAGUGCCAUGUUUAUCUUCUGAAGACAAUUUGAGUCGUGAAACUGAUCUAUUACUGUGUGGCUCUGUCUGAUGAGAUGUACAAUGUAAUUACAACUUUGAAGAUUGUAACUGGAAAGAUAUCUGUACUGAAAAUAUCCAGUCAUGUGAAUUACAUACAUUUGUACAACAUAACAUCAAUAGUUUGCAUGUAUGGCUAUGUUGUCCAAAGUGAAAAUAGUCUAAUUGUUGUGAUUUCAGUAAAUGUCUUAUCAUGUUG